AUGCCGGCCAUCAAGAGCUUCAUCGACAAGUACAUCUACCACAAACAGGAGAAUGUGCCGCCGCCCAUCACGACAAACACGGCCACAGCAUUGCUGAUCGUCUACACCCUCAUAUACGUGGUCCCUUUCUACCUGUCGCCCCGCACCCGGCCGUCGCCGGACCUGUCCCGGGAUGCACCCUCCGUCAUCCGGGCCCGCAUCGCCUCCGUGACCCUCACGUGCGUCGUCUGCUCGGCCGCCACCUUCUACGUCCUCACCAAUCAGGGCCGCGCCCCUGCCCUGGAUGCCGCCCACCUGAUGGGCUACCUGCCCGUCGGCCUCGUCGAGGCCGGCAAGACGACCCUGCUGACGGCCAUCCUGUUUGCCGGCCCCCUGUUUGAGCACCUCGUCGUCGAGGGGGCGUGGAGGGACUGGCUCAGGCUGGCGCCUCUGAGGGAGCUCUUCAACGAAUGGACCGUCUGGAGGAACAUCGGCCCCGUCACCGAGGAGGUCCUCUUCCGCUCCGCGGCCGUGCCCCUCAUGCUCCUGGCCCGCACGUCCAUCCCAAAGACCAUCUUCCUGUCCCCCGUCAUCUUCGGCCUCGCCCACGUGCACCACUUUUACGAGUUCCGCAUCACCCACCGCCAGGUGCCCCUCGCCGCCGCCCUCGCCCGCUCCGCCUUCCAGCUCGCCUACACCACCCUCUUCGGCGCCUACGCCACCUUCCUCUUCCUCCGCACCGGCAGCCUGCUCGCCAUCUGCCUCGCCCACGCCUUCUGCAACUGCAUGGGCCUGCCCCGCGUGUGGGGCCGCGUCCAGCCCCCCGGUGGGGAGGGGGGGGACGACGACGUCGCCGUCGCCGUCGCCGUCGCACCGCGGGAGGGAGGGGAGAGGGGUGGUAGCGCCACGACGGCGAAGCGGCCGACGUUGCUGUGGACCGUGGCUUACUACUGCCUCCUAGUCGGUGGCGCGCUCACCUGGUACCGCAACCUGUGGAGGCUGACCACCAGCCCGCAGGCCCUGGUGCCCAUGGAUGGCUGGUAG
Messenger RNA from Thyridium curvatum, 1023 nucleotides. RefSeq lists its product as uncharacterized. The record is from RefSeq and is a predicted model, not a curated record. Lineage: Eukaryota; Fungi; Ascomycota; Sordariomycetes; Thyridiales; Thyridiaceae. The transcript is spliced from 4 exons. Bases 1 to 1023 code for a protein of 340 amino acids. Gene Ontology annotation, cellular component: endoplasmic reticulum membrane. Gene Ontology annotation, biological process: CAAX-box protein processing. Gene Ontology annotation, molecular function: metalloendopeptidase activity.